GUAAGGGGAAAGCAAGGCAUCCACACUGAGAUAAAGGCAAAGCAAGCAGCCGGACUGUCACAAAACUCGAGGAAGCGGCGGAACUGGCUUCUUGAGCAUCAGUUGUCUACAUCAGCAAUUAUGGUCAUGAUGGAAAUCUCUAGUGUUAGUAAUGAAACUCUUGGACAGCUUCUGAAGGAAGAUCCUUCGAAAUGUUUGUUGCUGGAUUGCCGAUCUUUCUUCGCCUUCAACGCUUCGCAUAUCGUAAAUUCGCUCAACGUCCGAUUUAGCACCAUAGUAAAACGAAGGGCGAAAGGGACAAUGGGGCUUGAACACAUCGUUCCGAAUGAAGAGUCCCGCAAGAGUUUAGUAUCUGGUCUUUAUUCUGUAAUUGUUGUAUUUGAUGAAAGGACUUUUGAGUUUGAGCUACUCAAGAAGGACAGCACUGUACUCUUGGCGGUUAAUGCGCUAUGCCGAGAAUCCUAUGGGGCAAGGAUUGUUUUUCUCCGAGGUGGCUACGAUGCGUUUUCCUCGGAAUAUCCAGAGUUUUGCACUAAACCUUCGCCUCCGUCGGGAUUAUCUUUACCUCUAAGCGCCAGCAGCAACCCCAACAGUGCAGAGUCGAGUUGCAGUUCCUGCGAGACUCCUCUAUAUGAUCAGGGCGGGCCUGUCGAAAUCCUCCCUUUCCUCUACCUCGGAAGUGCCUAUCAUGCGUCAAGAAAGGACAUGUUGGACGCCCUGGGGAUCACAGCUCUCAUCAAUGUCUCUGCCAACUGCCCGAACCACUUUGAGGAGCAUUAUCAGUACAAAUGCAUUCCUGUGGAGGACAGUCACAAAGCGGACAUCAGCUCCUGGUUCAUUGAGGCAAUUGAAUUUAUAGACUCUGUGAAGAAUACUGGCGGCAGGGUAUUUGUCCACUGCCAAGCUGGGAUAUCUCGAUCGGCCACGAUUUGCCUGGCUUAUCUCAUGAGGGCGAACCGGGUGAAGUUGGACGAAGCGUUUGAAUUCGUGAAACAGCGCAGGAGCGUCAUUUCCCCCAAUUUCAGCUUCAUGGGACAGCUCUUGCAGUUUGAGUCUCAAGUUUUGACCCCUUCGUGUGCUACCGAGGCGGCCAGCCCCUCAAAUAACCCCCCGGGCGCUUCCACUCGAUUCGUCUUCAACUUUCCUGUCUCCAUGCCUGUCUGUCCAGCAGCUAAUUCCCUCAACUUUCUGCAAAGUCCCAUCACCACGUCCCCAACCUACUGAGAUGGAAUGGACUGACUUUUGAGACUAAACCAAGUAAAAUAAGCUGAAAGGUUAUGUUCACUUUUUUAAUGUACAGAAACCGAUUAACGAUUUCUAGACCAGAAGCUCUUGAUUUUGAAGAACGUAAUACCUCAACCAGACCCUGCACUGUGUCACAUUCUGAAAACUGUCUGGAGAGGGUGCAACUGGCGUUUUAGCACUUUUUUUUAUACAUUUCUUUUAAUAUUUGACGGAACUGUAAGUGGCAACAGUUUAUACUGACUGUCGGUUUGAUAAUUUAUACAAUUUAUUUAUUUACGUAUUGACUAUUUUGUACGAAUCCAAUAAAACAUUUUUUUAUAUAUAUAA
Hemiscyllium ocellatum (epaulette shark) is the source of this 1572-nucleotide messenger RNA. RefSeq names its product dual specificity phosphatase 1 (gene dusp1). Gene Ontology annotation, molecular function: protein tyrosine/threonine phosphatase activity; MAP kinase tyrosine/serine/threonine phosphatase activity. The transcript is spliced from 4 exons. NCBI's taxonomy places the organism in Eukaryota, Metazoa, Chordata, Chondrichthyes, Orectolobiformes, Hemiscylliidae. The record is from RefSeq and is a predicted model, not a curated record. The coding region runs from base 121 to 1224 and encodes 367 amino acids. Gene Ontology annotation, biological process: negative regulation of p38MAPK cascade; endoderm formation; protein dephosphorylation. Gene Ontology annotation, cellular component: nucleus; cytoplasm.